Messenger RNA from Protobothrops mucrosquamatus (brown spotted pit viper), 2887 nucleotides. It is a transcript of the gene GPATCH1, whose product is annotated as G-patch domain containing 1. The transcript is spliced from 20 exons. Gene Ontology annotation, molecular function: RNA binding. Gene Ontology annotation, cellular component: nucleus. Gene Ontology annotation, biological process: mRNA processing. NCBI's taxonomy places the organism in Eukaryota, Metazoa, Chordata, Lepidosauria, Squamata, Viperidae. The record is from RefSeq and is a predicted model, not a curated record.
AUGGCGGCUGGCAGUAGCGAGGAGGAGGACGAGGAGCUGGUGAGCGUCGGGACCCCGCUGGAGCUGCUGGAGGAAGGUGAGCGCAUUAAGAAGCCGGUUCCUCUCCAAGACCAGACAGUCAAAGAUGAGAAGGGGCGGUAUAAACGAUUUCAUGGAGCAUUCAGUGGUGGUUUUUCAGCUGGCUACUUUAACACUGUUGGAUCCAAAGAAGGAUGGGCACCGACAGCUUUUGUAUCCUCUCGCCAAAAGAGAACAGAACAGAAAGUUCUUGGGCCAGAAGAUUUUAUGGAUGAAGAGGAUCUUAGUGAACAUGGGAUUGCACCAAAGGAAAUUACAAUUACAGAUGCAUUUGCUUCCCAAAGCAAAGACAAAAUCCAGGAGAAGGCCAGACAGCUAGCAGGAAUAGCUGCACCCAUCCCUGGAGCUACAGUAUUGGAUGAAUUCAUUAUACCUGCGAAAAUAACAAUUGGGAUUGACUUGUUGCGGAAAAUGGGCUGGAAAGAAGGACAAGGCGUUGGGCCUCGGGUAAAGAGGAAGCCGCGGAAGCAAAAACCUGAGCCCGGAGUAAAGAUAUAUGGCUGCGCUUUGCCUCCAGGAUCCGAAGAGUCAGAGGAAGAAGAGGAUGAAUAUCAGCCGGAAAAUGUGACCUUUGCUCCCAAAGACGUGAUGCCGGUAGAUCUGACUCCAAAAGAAAACGUCCACGGACUGGGUUACAAAGGGCUGGAUCCUAGCAAAGCUUUAUUUGGCACUUCAGAGGAAUCUUUAAAUGUUUUUAGCCUCGGUUCUGAAGACUUAAGCCGUCUUGGUGAUGUACGGCAUAGUAAAGGACGAAAACUGGGCAUUACAGGACAGGCCUUUGGGGUUGGUGCUUUGGAAGAGGAAGAUGAAGAUAUUUAUGCAGUCGAAUCCUUUUCCAAAUAUGACAGUGUUCUGAAAGAUGAAGAGCCGGGAGACGGGCUAUAUGGCUGGACAGCCCCCAGGCCUUAUAAAAGUAAGCCAAGUAGGGAGAAAGAAAAGAAGUAUUUUGGAAAAAUUCUGGAUGGCUUCUACUUGGCGUCUAAGUCAGCGUCUCCUGCCAAGAGUUAUCCUCCUCCAGACCUGCCAAGAGACUACAGACCAAUCCAUUACUUUCGACCUGUGAUAAAAGCUACCGGUGAAAAUUCCCACUUAGUGCAAGCAUUGGCAGAAUCCACAGGGAAGCUUCAGAGUGAUACAGCAUUCCAAAGUCGACACCAGAAAACUGCUUCUGAGAGAAGGGAAGUGCUGGGCGAAACUGAACUGAAAGGCCCCACCACUUCUGUUCUAGAAUAUUUGUCAGAUAAAGACAAAGAGAGGAUCCAAGAAGCGAAACAGGCAGUACAGCAACAACGGAAAGCUGACACUGUGCCUCAACAAUCCGCCUAUAACAAAUUCCGAGCGCCUCCUGUCUCUCAUAUGCCACAGAAGUACCAAUUGAUGCUGGGGUCCCAGUUAGCUACAACUGGCUCGGCCGACUUCAAACCAUUUGCCAGCAACCCAGAAAAGCAAAAGAGAUAUGAAUGUUACUUAGAAAAUCUUGCACAUGGAAAGAAAGGCAAGUAGCAAAAGUAUGUGCCAGAAAGCAGUUUAGAUUCCGGUAUGACGGAGUGGGAGCGUGGUAGAGAACGGGACGAGUUCUCUCGGGCUGCUGCGUUCUACAAAACCUCCAGCUCCAUUUUGUCUUCAAGGUUUACUCCUGCAAAGUUGGAGGAUGAUAUUGAUAAAGUAGACGUUCCUCGUGAUGAAGAGACCAACCUUGAUGACAAAACAGCUGCUGCAAAGAUGAAGAUGUUCGGAAAACUCACAAGGGAAAAAUUUGAGUGGCACCCAGAUAAGCUUUUGUGCAAAAGGUUUAAUAUCCCUGAUCCCUACGCAGAGUCAUGUAUUGUUGGGUUGCCGACAGUGAAACGUGAUAAGUAUUCUGUGUUCAACUUCUUGACUGUUGCUUCAGAGUCGGCAUUAGAGAUGCGAAGUCAGCCGAUGAAAACAGGAGUGCAGCAGGAUAAUAUUCCCAACAAGCCAAAGAAGUCAUCCAGAUGGGACGUGCCCGACAAAGAGAAGAAGGAGGAUACCAUCAGUGAAUUUAUAACUUUGGCUCGAUCAAAAGUUGAUGUCCAUGUGCAGGAGCAGCCUCCCACAGCAGUUGAAGCAAAGGCUGGUGACCUUGUUCCUGCUCAGCCAUCAGGCCCACCCACUGGCCCAAGUGAAGCUGCAGAGGAAGAAGGGAGCCGGCCCUCCAUGGAUUUAUUUAAAGCCAUCUUUGCCAGUUCCUCGGACGAGAAGUCUUCUUCCGAAGAAGAGAGUGAUGCAGAGGAGCCCGUUACAACAGCACCGGAAGGAGAGUCUGAAAACACCAAGCCUUGUGACUCACCUGGGGUUCCAUUACCUGUUGCUAAAGAAACUGAAGUUUUUGCACCUGAGACUUUUGAUACUGUGACUCCAACCUCGAAGGAAGUAGUCAAUCAAGAAGAAUUUGGGCCAAGAUUGCCUCCUGUUGCUUAUUCUGGCACAGCUGAAGCGGUUGCGGAACAGAAACCCCAAAAGAUCAAAGAAAAACACAGAAGAAAAGAACACAGACACAAAAAGGAAAAGAAAAAGAAGCACAAGAAAUCCAAGCACAAGGGAAAGCAUAAGAACAAGAAAUCUGAUAAGAACAGCAGCUCAGACACAACAGAGAGCAAAGACAGCAGCAGCGAGGAAGAAAAGGCGGAUAUACCACCCCGGGAACUUUUAAGAAGGCUGAAGAAUUGUCCACUUAUAAAGCGGUAGUUUGGAUUGCAUUUCUGGAUUCAAAACAGAUCUCCUCUGUGAUGGCAGAUCAUCCAUAUAAAGCCUUGUUAAUGUCGUGUAAAUAUACACCGUUUAUUUG